Messenger RNA from Neocloeon triangulifer, 2022 nucleotides. Its product is annotated as synaptic vesicle membrane protein VAT-1 homolog-like. Bases 125 to 1480 code for a protein of 451 amino acids. The transcript has 8 exons. Gene Ontology annotation, molecular function: zinc ion binding; oxidoreductase activity. The record is from RefSeq and is a predicted model, not a curated record. Lineage: Eukaryota; Metazoa; Arthropoda; Insecta; Ephemeroptera; Baetidae.
GGCGUGCGGCGUUGGGUGAUCUGUCAGUGGAAAAAAGCUGACACGCCGAGCAACAAGUCAGACAGCUUCGUACGCUUCUCGCUCUUUCUCACACACAUUUCCCGUCCGAGGUGAAUUAAAGAAGAUGCCGGAAAAGCAGGAAAGCCAGCCGGAGGAGACGCCGCAGCAGGAGGAGGUGGAGAAGAAGCAGGACGACGAGCCCGUCAAGGAGGAGAAGAAGGACGACGACCAGAAGGAGCAGCCCGAGCCACCCCGCGAGAUGCGCGCCGUCGUCCUCACGGCCUUCGGCGGCCUCAAGUCCGUCAAGACCCAGAAGAAACCCGAGCCCAGCCCUGCCGAGGGCGAGAUCCUCGUCAAGGUUUCCCACUGUGGGCUGAACUUCCAAGACCUGAUGGCCCGCCAGGGUGCGAUCGACGCCCCGCCUAAGACGCCCUUCAUCCUCGGCUCUGAGUGCGCCGGCGAGGUGGUCCAGCUGGGCACCGGAGUGGAGAACUUCCAGGUCGGCCAGCGGGUCGUGUGUCUGCCCGAGUUCAGAGCCUGGGCCGAGUUUGUGUGCGUGCCUGCCCGACUGGCUUUCGCCCUGCCUGACGAUGUGAGCAACGAAGAGGCCGCUGCCCUUGCCAUGAACGCACUCGCUGCCUACAUGCUGCUCUUUGAAGUUGCUGGCCUGUCCGAGGGACAGUCGGUGCUCCUCCACUCUGCUGGUGGUGGACUGGGCUUGGUGAUUGCCCAGUUGGCGCGCACCGUGAAGGAUGUGACACUGAUCGGCGUGGCCUCCAAGAGCAAGCACGACGCCAUCAAAGACCACUUUGACCACCUUCUCGAGAGAGGAUGCGACUAUGUCAGUGAAGUGCGCAAAAUCAGCCCAGACGGAGUCGAUCUGGUCCUUGACUGCCUUUGCCUCGAGGACUGCAACCGAGGCUACUCGCUCCUCAAGCCCAUGGGAAAAUACGUUCUUUAUGGAUCGUCAAAUGUUGUUACUGGCGAAACAAAGAGCUUCUUCAGCGUUGCCCGAUCAUGGUGGCAAGUGGACAAGAUUUCUCCGAUCAAGCUGUUCGACGAGAACAAGACCAUUGCUGGCUUCAAUCUGCGCCAUCUGCUCAGAACCCCUGCCGGAUCAGACAGGGCGCACAAGGCCAUGGACAAGGUCAUUCAGCUGUGGAAAAACAAGGCGAUUAAGCCCAUCGUGGAUUCCAGCUGGGCUCUCGAAGAUGUGCCCGAGGCCAUGCAGGUGAUGCACGAUCGCAAGAACAUCGGCAAACUGAUCCUGAACCCUGCCCUGGAGCCAAAGCCACGCCCAGCCACUCCUGCCAAGAAGGGCAGCAAGGAGGAGAAGAGCAAAAAGAAGGACAAGGAGGAGAAGAAGGAAGAGAAGGAAAAGCCCGCAGAGAACGGAGACAAGAAAGAGGAAGAGGAGGAAAAGAAGGAGCCCGAAGCCAAGCAGGAGGACGAGAAAGCUGCUGAGAAAGCUGACAGCUAAUACUGAAGAGGGAAGAAGCAACGCAGAGCUGAAUUCCGACAUGAUUCAUUCCUCUCAUCUCAAGUAUAGUUAUCUGUAAUCUACCCGCAUCUAUUAUUAAUCCAGGCAUACUCUCGCUGUCUCUAUUAACUGUAAGAUGAUUAAGCUGAUUGAUAAUCGCGAUCAUAAGUGCUGCAAAAAAAGCUUCAUUGCCCAAACAUUUCUGUACUGCUGAAACCUGCAUGCCUAACACAACUAAACACUGCACUAUGUGUUGACCAACGAUUUAUAGUUGAGUGAUGAUUAACAACGCAAAAAAAUGCUCAUGAACAAAUGUCCAUUUUUCAAAUUCCCACACAUUCAAGUGGCUUAGAAAAAUCAUCACUUCUUAUUCGAAUUAAAUAAUAGUGCAGUCAUUUUCCAAGGUGCAAUUGCCGAAAACUACUCUUGAGCUUCAACAGGUCAGAAAGGAGCAUGAUCUCUAAAAUCUUGGUCCAUUUUAAUUUUUUUAUGAUAUUAAAUUGUGCAAUUAUAAUUUCAUUAAAACUGGUGAAACAAGCUAA